Molecule: messenger RNA, 1891 nt
Organism: Elaeis guineensis (African oil palm)
Lineage: Eukaryota; Viridiplantae; Streptophyta; Magnoliopsida; Arecales; Arecaceae
Source: RefSeq, a predicted model, not a curated record
CGAGCGCACGAAUUUGAUGGCUUGGUCAGCGGAUAAGAAAACCUGCUAUAACUUGGAGCGGCACGCCACCUGAACCGAGUUGGAAACCGCAACUCCUGGCGUAGGGGCGGUGGAAAGAUCCGCCCAUCGUCGCCUCCUCCGCCUUUUCUUUUCUCUCUCCUCUCUUCCUUUUCUUUUCCACCACUAGGCGUGCGUAUCUCUGAGCCCCUGCGUGCCCCAAAGAAAAGGUUUCGAUCCCGUUCUUGAUCGCUCCUACUACCACGCGAGAUGGAGGAAGAUGGGGACGGACGAGGGGAAGGGACGGUGGAGGACGAGUCGCAGGUCCGCUGCCUCGAUCUGACGAGCUUCCAGCUUCACGAUCUCGGCGAGGUCGAGAUCCCGGAGAGCAUCGAAGAGUUGGAUCUCACGGCCAAUAGGCUCACCAAGUUGGACCCGCGGAUUGGUCUCCUCUCGCAUCUCAGGAAGCUUUACUUGCGGCAAAACCUCUUCGAUGACGAGGGCGUUGAGCCCAUCUCCCGGUGGAAUACCAUCUCUGGAUUACAUGAGCUGGUACUCAGGGACAACAAGCUUAGAAAAGUACCUGAUGUUGGCAUUUUCAAGAACCUCCUUGUAUUUGAUGUCUCAUUCAAUGAGAUAUCUUCAUUGAAUGGUUUGUCUAAGGUAUCAAACACGCUAGAAGAACUUUAUGUUUCAAAGAAUGAAGUAACCAAGAUGGAGGAACUUGAGCACUUGCAUGCACUGCGAAUUCUUGAACUUGGUUCAAACAGAUUACGGGUAAUGGAGAACCUGCAGACAUUGACAAAUUUGCAAGAGUUGUGGCUUGGAAGAAAUCGUAUCCGCACAGUGAACUUGUGUGGACUGAAGUGUAUCAGAAAAAUAAGUUUGCAGAGCAACCGAUUGACAUGCAUGACAGGGUUUCAAGAAUGUGUAGCACUAGAAGAACUGUAUCUGAGUCACAAUGGUAUUCAGAAAAUGGAAGGUUUAGCUACCUUAGUAAAUCUGCAUAUCUUAGACAUUUCAUCAAAUAAACUUACUGCUAUCGAGGAUAUUGAGAACUUGACAAGGUUGGAAGACCUGUGGCUUAACGACAACCAAAUAGCAUCAUUGGAGGGCUUAGAAUCAGCUGUAUCGGGUUCAAGGGAGAAGCUUACGACCAUAUAUCUAGAGCAUAAUCCCUGUGCUAGCUUUCCAAAUUAUUCUACUUCUUUGAGGAAGAUUUUUCCAAAUCUUCAGCAAAUUGAUUCAGAUAUAUUAAUGUGAGGGAUCAAAUAGCGUCUUGUUUGCAGAGCAUUGGAGUCAGUCUUCAAGAUGGCUUCUGAUACAUCUUCUUUGUACAAGUUGGUAAUAAUCAUUUGAUCCUUUUUUUCCUUGUUACCCCGCACCACCUUGAUUACGUAGGGUGCAUGCCAAACACACUCCCCCAUUAAAUGUUGUUAUCCAGCUGUUCUGACAAAACAGGCUAGUUCUGAGACAUAAAUGAGAUGGUAUCCACUGCAUAGAAACUGAACUAAGUUUGCUAUUUGCUUUUCUAACAGUCUGCCAGCCAAGAACUUGCUAGAGUUGUUAUUUAAGCUAGCUUUCUGCUACUGCUUCUAGUUCUUUUUCUGCUUUUCUUCUUAGUACUAGAAUUGGAACUGUAUUUCCAGGCGUUUCGCCAAUUGCCUACCAGAUAGAUGCGUGCAGAAUUGAAUCAAAUAUUUAUCCUAUCAUCAAGUGAUAAAGACUAGAGAAUUGUGGAUGCUGAUCUGCCUGUCUCGUUCUGUUAUUUUUAUUUAACGAAGACAUCUGUGUAUGAAUGAAUCCUUUUAAUGCUAUCUACUCUGUGGGAGAUUGUAUUUCAUAAACCAGUAAUAUUCAGUUAUUCAAAUUAUAGUCUCCAUGUUUAAAAUUA